This is a messenger RNA of Pteropus alecto (black flying fox), 2120 nucleotides long. RefSeq names its product valosin containing protein lysine methyltransferase (gene VCPKMT). Gene Ontology annotation, molecular function: protein-lysine N-methyltransferase activity. Lineage: Eukaryota; Metazoa; Chordata; Mammalia; Chiroptera; Pteropodidae. Gene Ontology annotation, biological process: peptidyl-lysine methylation. The coding region runs from base 380 to 1177 and encodes 265 amino acids. The record is from RefSeq and is a predicted model, not a curated record. Gene Ontology annotation, cellular component: cytosol; cytoplasm. The transcript has 6 exons.
CGGUGUCUUCACUGCUAAACGCAAUCAGGAAGCUUGUUAUUUUUAUAAAUUCAGGUGAAAAAUUAGAAGCAUGCUAGGAAACUCUUGAUAAACAGGAUUAUAGCCAUCCUUGGUAGGAUCUUGGAAAUUGCCUGGAUUUAAGGCCAGUAACUACUGUGUGAAUCACUCUCCAACCAGGUAAAACAUGAGGUUGGCUUUGAUUUUUAAAGAUUAUACCAACUUUAGCUGUAAAAGUGAUUUAAACAAACUGUUCGUUAUUACCAGACUUAUAAUUUGAGCGUGAGGCACUCCAGCUCGUAGGGGAAGCAGAUGGCCUAGCACUCGGCCACGCCCAGGUAAUGCUGCCUUCCGGGCUUUGUGCCUUCACGCACGUGUCGACAUGCCAACUCCGCCACUAGGUGGCGUUGAGCCCCUCGCAAGCCGGGACCUGGGGGCGGGUGCGCGUGGGUAUGACGUCACUGUGCGCGCCGCAUCUUGUUGCCGGGCAGCUAUGGCGACUCUGGAGUCCUCGGUGGAUGAUCCAUUGCAGAACUUUGUGCGAGUUUUGGAGAAGAGAGAUGGCACAGCGUUACGACUGCAGCAGUAUGGCUCCGGCGGCGUGGGUUGUGUAGUUUGGGAUGCUGCCAUUGUCCUUUCUAAAUACCUGGAAACGCCCGAGUUUUCUGGUGAUGAGGCCCACACGCUGAGCCGGCGGUCCGUGCUGGAGCUGGGCUCUGGCACCGGUGCCGUGGGGCUCAUGGCCGCUACCCUCGGGGCAGAUGUUGUAGUUACCGAUCUUGAGGAAUUGCAAGACUUGCUGAAGAUGAAUAUUAAUAUGAACAAGCAUCUUGUCACUGGUUCUAUUCACGCCAAGGUACUGAAAUGGGGGGAAGAAAUAGAAGACUUUCCUUCUCCACCAGACUACAUUCUAAUGGCUGACUGCAUAUACUACGAAGAGUCUUUGGAGCCAUUGUUGAAAACUCUAAAAGAUCUCAGUGGAUCUGAGACUUGUAUUAUAUGUUGUUAUGAACAACGAACGAUGGGAAAAAAUCCAGAAAUUGAGAAAAAAUAUUUUGAGCUCCUUCAACUGGACUUUGACUUUGAAAAAAUUCCUUUGGAAAAACAUGAUGAAGAAUAUCGAAGCGAAGAUAUUCAUAUUUUGUACAUCAGAAAGAAAAAAUCGAAAUUUUCAUCGUGAAAUCUUUAGUCAUCUUACCCAAGCCUCUAACAACUUGGGUAAGCUAAAGAUGUGAAUGGAGCAUCUGAAAAUAGCAUGGGAAGAUUGUGUUCACAGAUUUUUCCAGCAUGUCCUUGGAGAUCUGAUAUAUAGACAACAACCAUCAUGGGCUGCCUGCAAUACGGAAAAUGACUACCUGCCUGCCAAUAGGCCUGAAGUCCAACUUAGAUUACUUUUAGCUCAGCAUCAAGGACUACUUAAAAAAAAUUAUGUAUUUGUUAAUCUUCAAAUAAAAAUAGGUAUUAAGAUUAGCUUAAAGUCUGCCAAAAUUAAUUCAAACCAGUAAAUUUUUGUUUAUUUUCAAGAAAGGUAAAUUUAAAGGCAGGUUUUUAUAUGUAUCCUUCACUUCCUUACUUUUAAGAGAGCCUUCAUACUCAAAUGUUCUUUUAUGUUAAAAAAAAAAAAAAAAACCCUGAAAAUGUUUUGUAUAUUUAAUUUGCCAAAGUCUUAUUUUUUCCUCCACUAUACAUGUCAAUACUAUACAUGUGAGUUAGACAGUAAAUUAUACUGUAGUGAGUUGGUAAGAAUGAAAGUUAAGAAAUCAGGAGAUUGGGAGGAGGAAAGCUAUCUUUACAAAAGUUUUCAUUUGAGAAUGAAGUGAGAAUAAAAAGCCCAUUUUCAGGUUCAUGCACUUUUCCUCAUACCAGUCUUCAAGGAAAAUGUGGCCAAAACCACUGGUGUUAACUUGUUUACGUGAAACAGAAAGAUUUUAAAUAACUACUAGUGUAGUUCUAUAUACAUUUAGUGAAUGAUUUUGAGACUGUAGUGUCUGUUUUAUGUUAUGACAAUCAUCUCACAGAUCUAUCAAGAACUUAAGUUCCAAAGAGUAAUAUUAACUGGUAGAAUUCUGGCAUUGGUGCUAGGUGACACAUUUUAUGUCUUAAAAUAAACAUUAUUUUUGAGA